AUGGGCCACACCACUACUCAAGCAGUGGAAUCCUCCCAUGCUGCGAUCAAGAAGUACCUUGUUUCUUCUAGGGCUGACCUCAAGAGCGCCACUCACGGGCUCCCUUGUCGGCAUAUUCUAUACCGACAUCUGACUGGCGACGAGCCAGUGACCAUACAGCAGAUUCACAAGCAUUGGUGGUUGUGGCGGCCGCAGGAACAACAGCAUGUUGGCGAUGAUGACAGUAGAAAUCCCAAUGUUGAAGUGGUUGGGAUUAUGCCGAUGCCAGACAUCCCGUUGGAUCCUCGUCAGGUGAAGGGCAAGGGCCGCCCUGUUGGGGCAAUUGCCACUCCCUCUGCUGCUUCCAGGAAGAAGGGCGCUGGCGUCAACAGCACCAAGCGGCUGCCGUCAGCAUUCGAAUACAACAUCGAAGACGAACUAACCACGGCAGUACCGGCGCCGAAGCAGCAGCAGCAGCAGCAGCAGCAGGCCGGCGCGGCCUCAACGAAGCGAUUCGGGCCAGCGGCGCCGCCGCCAUCAACAGCGCCAGCAGCAUUGGGAUUAGGGCAGGGGCGAGCUAUUGAGGGCAGCAGCAGGAUAGAGCAAGUUCAGCAGGGACUUCGGGGUCGGCGCCGUGAUGCCGAGUGGAGCGCCCAAACGCAGACUUCCGUUGAGGACCGCAUUGAGGACUGUAUUGUGGUCGCCAUGACCUCGGUCAAAGGCGCCACAGCCAAUUCCAUGGUUACAAGUACAAAACUCGGUCUGCAGCGCCUGCGCCAGGUUGGGAGAGACUCGUACGAACCCGGCACAGCGGCACCGCGGGCCUCCGGUCGAUUCAUCGAUGGCCUAGAUGCCCUGGAUCCCGACAUUGAAGAUGACCAUGAUUGGGCGCUAGCGGCAGCCGAAGUAGCUGCCCGCGAGGAUCAGGAAGAUGCUGGUGCCGACAAACGGUUUUACCACCUCCGCGCGCACUUCAAGCUGAAGGAUGGACCUUCCUGGGUCAAUGCGCACGGCACACUGCUUCUACGGCUCACGGAAGGUGACUCGACCUCCACGGACGGCAAAUUCUGGGCUUGCCACAAGUGCUACAACAUCUUUGACACGGAGGCAACAACUUCGCCAGCCAAACACCUCCGGCAAAAGCACGGUAUUACGAAAGACGGCGAGCUUCUACCUGCAAACACUGCGGGCAAGAGAUCGUCGCCGGCGAUUGAUGAGCUCUUGCAAGCUCGAACCACCAAGAAGAGGAAGCGGAACAGGAGAGGGAGCUUCUCAACGCAUGGCGAGAAACUGGGCCAGUGGGUUAUCACGAAAAAGUUCGAGGGAAGGAAGCCCAAUCUUUGUGACGUUGUCACCGACAUCUUCAGCCUUCACCGGGAUCUCAAACAUCUACACCGAGGAUACAGCGCGGAGUUUGAGCGUUCGGGAGGCUUCGAUAGCUCUGUAUUUCCGCCCAACAACGAGCGGCCCGCGAGUCAGCUCCCGGCAUUCUCGCCUCCUAGACCGGCUACGGCACAGCAACACCCGCGCCGGAUUCGUCGCGUGCCUGCCCGGUUUGCGGAUUACGAAGUCGACCUCCCCGGGAUCGGGCUCCGCGACCCAGUUACCGCUCCUAGGCAGCAGGGCCUCUGUAUCGAGCUUGGGAAUCCUCUUCACGAUGAUCUCGAGGUGCCUUCCUUCUCGAGUCUUCAAUCCAGCCUUCAAUACGCCAUUGACAAGCUCGAGAAGUAUCUGAAGAUGCUUGACGAGACCCCUGCUUAUUGGGCAGCUCUUAUUUUGCACCCGGGCCGCAGGAUGAACGCUGCCGACGACGACGCGGCUGAUGCCGACGAUGCUGUGGGCAGCGACGACGAGCCGCUGUCAACGCGCACCGAGCGCGACGAUGACGCUGCGGGGGACAACGAGCAUGACGACGGCACGCGGGCGACGGACGGCGGUGACGCAGCCGCGGAUGUGGCACAAACUACGACGAACAGGAAGAGGAAGCGUAACCGCCCCAACAGGGCAGAAAGGGAGAAGCAGAACAGGCACGUGGAGUGA
Molecule: messenger RNA, 2019 nt
Organism: Chaetomium globosum CBS 148.51
Lineage: Eukaryota; Fungi; Ascomycota; Sordariomycetes; Sordariales; Chaetomiaceae
Exons: 5
Coding region: 1-2019 (672 amino acids)
Source: RefSeq, a predicted model, not a curated record